CAAAUGAUACCCUUUUUGCACUCUUGAUAUUUAAGAUUCUCACUCUUCUAUCUCACAUUCAUACUAAUCCAUCCAACAAACAAAUUUCAUCAUCUUCUUCUUCUUCGUAGACUAAUAACAUGUCAGGCCACAUCGCACAGGACUGGGAACCGGUGGUGAUCCGCAAGAAAGCCCCCACCGCCGCCGCUCGUAAGGACGAGAAAGCCGUCAACGCCGCCCGUCGCGCCGGUGCUGAGAUCGAGACCGUACGCAAGGCUGCCGCGGGUUCAAACAAGGCUGCUUCUAGCAGUACUUCACUGAACACUAGAAAGCUUGAUGAAGAGACUGAAAAUCUCACCCAUGAGAAGGUACCGACUGAAUUGAAGAAAGCUAUCAUUCAGGGUCGAACCGAGAAGAAGCUUACUCAAGCUCAACUUGCUCAGCUUAUUAACGAGAAGCCUCAAAUCAUACAGGAGUAUGAAUCUGGGAAGGCUAUACCAAACCAACAGAUCAUCACUAAACUGGAAAGGGCCCUCGGUGUGAAACUCCGUGGUAAGAAAUAGAACAAUAACAGUUGACAGCUCUACGGAGGUCAUUUUUACUAAAAAAAACGAGUUGUGCUGCACAGAAUCUUUUGUUUCCUUUGGUUUGACCCCUACUUUUAUGGACAUGAUUAUGGUCUCCAGUUAUUGUGAAUUUUAUGCUUGGUUGUUUAACAAGUUUUAAGUUGCCUUCAAUGUUAUGUCUGUGGCUGCGACCAGUUGUAUUUUGUUA
Helianthus annuus (common sunflower) is the source of this 753-nucleotide messenger RNA. Its product is annotated as multiprotein-bridging factor 1b. NCBI's taxonomy places the organism in Eukaryota, Viridiplantae, Streptophyta, Magnoliopsida, Asterales, Asteraceae. Gene Ontology annotation, molecular function: DNA binding. The record is from RefSeq and is a predicted model, not a curated record. The transcript is spliced from 4 exons. Gene Ontology annotation, cellular component: nucleus. The coding region runs from base 120 to 542 and encodes 140 amino acids.